AUGACACCGACGGCGAGGCAUCUGAGGAAGACCGCAAAGCCGCACACCCCCUAUCCACGGGCAGAAAAGCAUGGCCAAGCCCACAGCAAGAGCUACACGACAAAUAGCUCGAGAUGUUCGGUCUGGGAUGUUCAGAGUCCAGCUGAGAUUAAGAAUCUGUUCCUUGGGCCUGACACACACCCCCUUAUAGCAGCGAUCGCUAAAAAACGAGGGAUCACUCCCGACACUUUGCAACAGCGCUACAAUAAGUAUGCCGCGUUGUCCAGGCAGAUGCCCAACCGGGAUCCGAAAAGCAAGGUGCCUCAGAUAGUACGGGAGGCUCUGCAUCAGCUGAGUGGUGUUGCCGCUGCGGUCCAAGGGGGUCUCAAAGCAACCAGUCUCGACGAUCAGACCAACAUUAAGGAGCAUGUAAGCCGACCACGAGAUGUUGUACCGCCCCAGUUCCGGAGAGAAUGCAUCGAAGACGGGCAAGACGUGGACACACUCCUGCAGCGUCGACGACCUAACGAUCCACACACCGUCAACACAGUAUCGACGAACAUCACCGCCGCCAGUAUGGAGCAGAACUCACCACUGCUGCCAGACUUGCCCGCCAAGAUGGAGUCACACAACGUCACCUCAGUCACGACGAACAACGCCGCCGCCGACGAAGACCAGACCUCACCACUGCUGCGAAGGUUACCAGCCGAGUUACGCAACCGCGUCUACCGCAUGUACUUUGCCGACCGCGAAAGGAAGAUAACCCCUUGCAGGGUCAGCGUCCUGGAAUCCGGUCCGGACCAGUGGAAGCCACCACCACUCCUUCACACCUGCAAACGGAUUGUGGCCGAAGCUAGCUCCAUCUACUACGGUGAGCGGGUGUUCAUGAUCUCGCCAGGCAAAAUGUACCUGGAGAGAUUGCUCCUAGCGCUGGGACCACUCAACCGCGCGCUCCUAUGUCGCUUUCUUGUAACCGGCCUCGUCACGAACGACGCUGAGACGCUCAAGGCAUACCCCAGCCGCUUGGAGGGCCACGGUAUCACCGAUGCGAGGAGCUCUCUAUUUACGGUCACGAAUCACAACGGUCUGCUACGAUAUGUGCGUACCAAAGCAAAGGAGGGAGAAGAACUCGAGUACGCCAGCCCGGACUUCAUGUUCUAUGAGUGGACCCAAGACGCGGAAACAUGA
This is a messenger RNA of Saxophila tyrrhenica, 1167 nucleotides long. RefSeq lists its product as uncharacterized. The record is from RefSeq and is a predicted model, not a curated record. The transcript is spliced from 2 exons. The coding region runs from base 1 to 1167 and encodes 388 amino acids. NCBI's taxonomy places the organism in Eukaryota, Fungi, Ascomycota, Dothideomycetes, Mycosphaerellales, Extremaceae.